AUGCAGAUCUUGCUCCUGUUGGCAUCUGUACUCCUUGUGGUGGUCAUCGCCUCGAUGACAGUGUUAUGCAUUCGACGCUUGUACUUCCACCCUCUUUCGAAAUAUCCUGGACCAUUCCUGGCCAGAGUCACCGACCUGUACGCUGCCUACCAUGCCUGGAAGGGCGAUAUUCACGUUGACAUGUGGAGGCAACAUGAACGCUACGGGCCUUGCGUUCGAUAUGCCCCAAACAGACUGAAUCUCAACACCACUGGUGCGCUCAAAGAUAUUUACUCCGGCAACACGAAUUUCCAGAAGAGCCCGAACUACCGCGUUCUCCGUCACGGUGCGGCAAACACUUUGACCAUGGUGAACAGACAAGAGCAUGCUCGUCGGCGCCGUAUUGUCUCUCAGGGCUUGUCGGAUGCUGCUCUGCGCUCUCACGAACCAACAUUACUGGCGCACAUCAAAAAGUGUUUCGCGUUGAUCACUGAUGCGGAUUUUGUGAGCCAAGUCCAGCCACAAAUUACCGAGAAAGAACGGCAGAAAGGCUGGACACAGUCGAUGAACAUGUCGGAUUGGUUCAAUUGGCUUACAUUUGAUAUCAUGGGCGACGUCGUUUUUGGCAUAGGCUAUGAUUUGCUCGCAUCGCCUCAGAAUCGCGCCAUCCCAAGAGCCAUUGAAGAAUCCAACGUGCGCAUGAGUGUCUUAUUGCAAAGCCCCGUCAUUAUUCACAUCGGUCGAAUCGAUCGAUUUCUGUUUCCCAAGGCCAUCGCAGCACGAAACCAGUUCCUACACUUUGUCAGUGGUCUUGUGCGUCGUGUUUUGGGGACCGAGUGCAGCUUGCAGACGCGCACCGUCGUUUCAGCUCUGAAGUCAGCAAGUGACCCCAUCACGGGCGAUGCACUCUCCAUGAAAGAGAUCCUGGCAGAGAGUACCACUCUGUGCGUUGCCGGCGCCGACACGACUUCUACCGCUCUGGCAGCCACCUUUUUCUACCUCGCAAGCACGCCUCGUGCCUACAGCCGCCUGCAGCAGGAAGUGCGCCAGGCUUUUGCCUCAUCCGACGAGAUUCGCAGUGGACCAACCUUGGGCAAGCUCACCUAUCUCCGAGCGUGCAUUGAAGAAGCCCUGCGCAUGUCUCCGCCAGCAGGGUCAUCAUUGUCUCGGGAAAUUCUGGCCGGCGACGCCGCCGUGGAUGGUCAGCUGCUGCCUGCAGGCACGGAGGCUGGUGUGCCAAUUUAUGCCAUCCAUCACAAUGCAAAAUACUUCCCGGACCCUUUCAAGUACCGUCCUGAGCGCUGGCUGCGUAGCGAACGCAGCACUAUGGGACCAAGCGUAGACGAUGCUCGCGCAGCCUUUUGCCCUUUCUCUGUUGGCACUCGAAGUUGUGUCGGCAAAGGAAUGGCUAUGAUGGAACUCAGCUUGACAGUUGCUUACGCAAUGUACACGCUUGACUUCGCUCUAACGAGCGAGAAUGACUCCCUGAAAGGCUGGGGACUCCCGGGCGAGUUCCCGCUGGCAGAUCAUAUCACCGGCUCAAAGAAGUAG
Messenger RNA from Metarhizium acridum CQMa 102, 1530 nucleotides. RefSeq lists its product as uncharacterized. The record is from RefSeq and is a predicted model, not a curated record. Gene Ontology annotation, molecular function: monooxygenase activity; iron ion binding; oxidoreductase activity, acting on paired donors, with incorporation or reduction of molecular oxygen. NCBI's taxonomy places the organism in Eukaryota, Fungi, Ascomycota, Sordariomycetes, Hypocreales, Clavicipitaceae.